AUGGGAAGUUUAAUCGGGUCUCUUCAAGUCCUUUGUCUCCUCUUAGUGUUAGUCUUGCCUUUUGAAGUCGAUUGUUCUCUGAGUUUCUCUUCCUCUGCUCUUAAUUAUUCAACUCCUUUAUGCCAACCAGAAGACAGCUCUGCCUUGCUCCAAUUCAAGAACACCAUUUCCAUUCAUGAUUCUGAUGAUCCUAUCUGUGCUGACUCAAUGACUUCCUACCCCAAGACAAAAACCUGGAAUGAAAGCACAAACUGCUGCUCAUGGGAGGGAGUCACUUGCGACGAGGUGACUGGUCAUGUGAUUGGCCUCGACCUUAGUUGCUCUUCGCUUGUUGGCUCUCUUCCUGCAAACAGCAGCCUCUUCCUCCUGAAAGGACUCAAACGGCUCAACCUUGCUCACAACAAUUUCAAUGGUUCUUCUAUCCCAUCUGGCGGUCAACUUCCUUCGACGUUGAUGAACCUCACACAACUUUCUCAAUUACGUUUCUCAUUCAAUAAACUAGAAGGUCCCCUCCCAAGUCAUGUAAGUGGGCUUCAGAAUCUAAAAGAAUUCCAAUCAUUUUCGAACUUAUUAAGUGGUGGAAUUCCAUCCUGGCUUUUUACUCUGCCAUCUUUAGAGUUUUUAGGACUUAGCUAUAACAGGCUCACCGGUCCAAUCGAUCCGAUUCAAAAUCCUAGUUCAGUUCAAGAAGUUUAUCUGGCGAGCAAUGGCAUUCAUGGUGAAAUGCCAAGGUCUUUCUUUGAUCUUGCAAAUCUUACCCACCUUGAUCUUUCAUCUAACAACUUGAGUGGAGUCAUCAAGCCAGAUCUGCUUUCAAAGCUCGAGAAUCUUCAAAUGCUCGACCUUUCAUCAAAUAAUUUUAGUGGCCUCAUCGAGCCAGAACUGAUUUCAAAGCUCAAGAAUCUUCGGAGACUUCAUCUUUCAAAUAACAAGCUGCUAUCGUUGAGCAGUGGAACUGGUAUCAAAGAUACUUUUCCAGAGCUCAUGACUUUAUCAUUCUCUUCUUGCAAUGUAAGUCGAUUCCCGGGUUUCUUAAGAACAGGGAAGAACUUGAGAGUUCUUGAUCUUUCAGAUAACAAAAUUAGUGGCUCAGUUCUCAAGUGGGAACUAGAAGGGUGGGAACAAUUGACCUUUUUAAAUCUUUCUUACAACUUUCUGACUAGUUUAGAGCAAUUUCCAGGGAAGAAUCUUGAAAUCCUUGAUCUUCGUUCCAACCUACUCCAAGGUCCUCUUCUAGCUCCACCACCUUCAUUGCAACAAUUCUUCAUUUCAAACAAUAAAUUGACAGGAAAAAUCCCUCCUUUGAUUUGUAAUCUGUCUUCACUUGAAAUUCUUGAUUUGUCUAGAAAUAAUUUGGGUGGAACUAUUCCAGCGUGUCUUGGAAAUUUUAGCUAUUUGCUCUCAACCAUAAACCUACAAAUGAACAACUUUCAUGGAAAAAUCCCAGAUUCUUUUGUUGUGGGUAAUUCGCUGACAUAUCUUCUUCUUAGUGACAACCAAUUUGAAGGGUUACUGCCACGAUCCUUGGUUAAUUGUUUUUUGAGGAUUUUAGAUUUGGCAAAUAACAAGUUAAGAGAUACCUUUCCGCAUUGGUUAGAUGCAAAUUUUUCGCUGAAAGUUCUUGUCCUUCGAUCUAAUAGAUUUCAUGGUCCCCUGAACAAUUCGAUAGUUAAACCUUCAUUUAUGUCGUUGCAACUGAUCGAUCUCUCUCAAAAUGAGUUUAGUGGACUCUUGCCAUCAAAUUUCUUCCAAAAUUUAUUUGCCAUGAAGUAUACACGACCAGUUAGUCCUACAGGCGUGCACAUAACAUCGUUUCCUGAAGGAAUCGGUAGCCUUGAUGACAGUUCUGUGAAUGUAACAACUAAAAGGUUAGAGCUAGAGCUAGAGCUAGCGAGAACUUUGCUCAUUUUCUUUGCCAUAGAUUUUUCGAGCAAUCAAUUCUAUGGCAAAAUCCCUGAGGUAAUUGGAGAGCUUAGCUCAGUUCAAGUGCUCAACCUCUCACACAACAGCUUGACCGGUCAUAUCCCAACAUCAUUGGGGAACUUAGUAGCGCUUGAAUCAUUAGAUCUCUCGUCGAACAAGCUUGAUGGCAGAAUUCCUUCCCAAUUGACAAACUUGACAUUUCUCGAAGUGCUAGAUCUUUCAAAAAAUAAUCUUGUGGGACCCAUUCCCAAUGGGAAGCAGUUCAGCACUUUUGAGAAUGAUUCCUAUAGCGGCAACUUGGGAUUGUGUGGCUUCCCAUUGUCAAAGCAAUGCGGCAACAAUGAGGGAUCAAAAUCUCCUGCACCAAAGUUUAAGGAAGAUGAAGGUUCUGCACUAGCCUUCAUAUGGAAACUUGUAGUGAUGGGAUACGGAUGUGGAUUGGUGCUAGGCUUAAGCACGGGAUACAUUGUGUUCACGACUGGAAGACCAUGGUGGUUUGUAAGAAUGGUUGAGAGAAAUUGGCAGAACAAUGUUACAAAGUGGAUUCGCAGGAAGAAGAGAAGAAGAAACUAGCACUGAGCCCAAAAUGCUUAGUGGCUUCGAGCUGAAUCCAGAGGAAGAUGCACCCCUGCUUCCGUAAGAUUUGUCUAGAAAGAGCAUGUGUUCUGGGUUUAUUGCGUCGCAGUGUUUGGAAUAAUUGGGGACUUCGUCGAAUAUCUGAAACAACUCGAGUAAUUCGAUUCAGGGUGUUCUUAGUAGCUUCUUGUAUUUGUUCAGCUUUGAUUUAUGGGUGUCUUCGUUUGUAAAUGUUUUUUU
Molecule: messenger RNA, 2739 nt
Organism: Theobroma umbraticum
Lineage: Eukaryota; Viridiplantae; Streptophyta; Magnoliopsida; Malvales; Malvaceae
Source: RefSeq, a predicted model, not a curated record